Messenger RNA from Chinchilla lanigera (long-tailed chinchilla), 2676 nucleotides. RefSeq names its product digestive organ expansion factor homolog (zebrafish) (gene Utp25). Bases 60 to 2321 code for a protein of 753 amino acids. The record is from RefSeq and is a predicted model, not a curated record. Gene Ontology annotation, biological process: maturation of SSU-rRNA from tricistronic rRNA transcript (SSU-rRNA, 5.8S rRNA, LSU-rRNA). Gene Ontology annotation, molecular function: U3 snoRNA binding; rRNA binding. Gene Ontology annotation, cellular component: nucleolus; small-subunit processome. Lineage: Eukaryota; Metazoa; Chordata; Mammalia; Rodentia; Chinchillidae. The transcript is spliced from 12 exons.
CGCUUGUUGACAGAACCACUUCCGGGAGCCGCUGCCGGGCGAGCUCGGCGGCAGUUGCCAUGGGCAAGCGCGCGGGCCGGAGCCAGCUGCUCAGUACUCUGACGAAAAAGCAGAAGAAGCAUCUCCGGGACUUCGGGGAGGAGCACCCUUUCCACGACAGGGUUUCUGGAAAGGAAGCAAAACCGCAGAUUUGCCAACUGUCAGAAAGUUCAGAUACUUCAAAUUCUGAAAGUGAAUCAGAGAGUGAACCAGAGCAAGUUUCUGGGUACCACAAACUACUUGCUACAUUAAAGAAUGCUUCUGAGGAAGAGGAGGAGGAAGAGGAGGAGGAGGAGGAAGAAGGUAGUGUUCAUGAUGCAGAAAUGAAUAAAGAAGAUGUGAGUAGCGACUCCUUUGUGGAGGAAGAGACAGCAGCAGAGUCGGCGGAGAUGAAGGAGAAUGUGGCCAUACCUGGUGACCCUGAGGGAAGUGGCGGAGAAGAGCAGCCUGCUGGCUCGUCGCAGAAACCGCCGACCGAGUUUACGGACGCACAGCAUGAGUCACUCUUCAGCCUGGAGACCAAUUUUCUUGAGGAGGAAGCUGGAGAUGGCUCCUGUUUAAAGGUCUCACAAGAUCCAUUUGUACAACAUGUGAACAAAGAACUGAAAGAAAAAGAGAUUCAAGCACUUCCAGCAAACCCCAAAACCACCCAUCAGCUAAAAUGGCCUGUCAUGGGCCAGCUUGUCUUUUCAUCCAGGUUUCAGGAGAUGGAAACAUUUAAACCUCCAAAGGAUUUUGACCUGAGGUUGCUUCAUCUCCAUAAGCCGCUGGAAUCCACCUGGACCAAGACCAAUGGCCAGUUCUUGUCUGAUUCCCCAAAAUCAAAUAGCCCCUUCACCCCGCUCCAAAAGGAGCUCUUCUUAGUCAUGAACUCCUACCGGGACCUGUUCUACCCGGAAAGGACUGCGCUGCGGCACGGGGAGGAGGUCCGCCAUGUGUAUUGCCUGCACGCGCUCAACCACGUGCUCAAGGCCAACGCCCAGGUGCUCAGCAACAACAGCAAGCGACGAGGCCAGAAGCCUGGGCUGUGCGAUGAUGAUGGCUUCAGGGACCAGGGGCUGACGAGGCCCAAGGUGCUGAUAGUGGUGCCGUUCCGGGAAGCUGCUCUGCGGGUGGUGCAGCUCUUCAUUAGCCUCCUGGAGGGGGACAGCAAGAAGAAAAUCAUUGUGAGCAACAAAAAGAGAUUUCAGAGCGAGUAUGGGUCAGAUCCCGAGGAGAGACCACCCAACCUGAAGAGGCCUGAGGAUUAUGAAGCUGUGUUUGUGGGUAACAUCGAUGACCACUUCAGGAUUGGAGUGGCGAUUCUUCAGAGGAGCAUCCGGCUCUAUGCCCCCUUCUACUCCUCGGACAUCCUCCUUGCCUCCCCACUGGGCUUGAGGACCAUCAUCGGUGGGGAAGGAGAGAAGAAGAGAGAUUUUGACUUUCUGUCUUCUAUUGAGCUCCUCAUCAUCGAUCAAGCUGACAUUUACCUGAUGCAGAACUGGGAGCAUGUCCUGCAUUUGAUGAACCACAUGAACCUGCUGCCCCUGGACUCGCAUGGAGUUGACUUUUCUCGAGUGCGGAUGUGGAGCCUUAAUAAUUGGGCCAGGUACUAUCGCCAGACGCUGCUGUUUGGGGCCCUGCAGGACGCCCAGAUCAACUCAGUGUUCAACAAGUACUGCGUGAACCUGCAGGGCCAGGUGGCCGUGCGGAAUGUCCCCAGGACAGGCUCCAUCAGUCACGUGCUGGUGCAGCUCCCACACGUCUUCCAGAGGAUGGACUCAGAGAGCCUGGCCACAGUGAUCGACGCCAGGUUUAACUUUUUUGUAAACAAGAUUUUGCCUCAGUACCGGGAUGCAGUCAUGUCCCACACUCUCAUCUAUGUCCCCUCCUACUUCGACUUCGUGCGUCUGCGAAAUUACUUCAAGAAGGAGGAACUGAACUUCACCCACAUCUGCGAGUACACCCAGAAGUCUGCUGUCUCCAGAGCCAGGCACUUCUUCCUUCAAGGGGAGAAGCAGUUUCUGCUCCUCACAGAGCGCUUCCAUUUCUACAAAAGGUACACAAUCAAAGGCAUCCGGAACUUGAUAUUCUAUGAGCUGCCCACGUACCCUCACUUCUACAGCGACAUCUGCAACAUGCUGCGGGCCACCAGCCGGGGAGAGGAGGCCACAUGGACCUGCACUGUCCUCUACACCAAGUACGACGCGCAGCGCUUGGCAGCUGUGGUGGGUGUGGAGCGGGCCGCGCAGAUGCUGCAGUCCAAGAAGAAUGUCCACCUAUUCGUCACUGGGGAGCAGUGAGGCUGCGAUCAGGGUACCAUGGGCACGUGGCGGACCCAUGCCUGACCCUCACGGGAGAAGGGCAACAGGCGGGACCGCGCUGGGCAGUGUCGCUGGCACUGCCUCCUUCCUUCUCAGCCUCAUAGCCAUGAGGUUACAGGGAACCUGAGCUCUGCUGAGUGGAGGCUCUCAGGCAGGAGGGACCUAGAAGGACUGAGAAAUUCAUAAAUUGAAAUUUCUACUUGUGAAUCUUUGUAACCAGCAGUUUUUGUGUAUUUCUAAUUUAUUACAUUUGGUGGAUUCUUUCAGAUUUGUCUCUUUGGCCUACAUGUCAUUGCUUGUGAGAGCAGAUUAUAAGAAAUGGGAAUACAUCUGA